AUGGCCAACUCUUUCCCGCGCCUGAUGUCGGGCCGCAACACCGCCGCCCUGCUGGCCACCCUGGGAGCCGGCACCGUGGCGACCGGCCUCCUGCUGAGCGACGGCGGCUCUCUGGCGGCGGAGGCCAGGAAGAAGCUCUACCCGGCCAGCUCCGACUUCCCCGACCUGCGCAAACACAACAACUGCAUGGCGACGGCGCUCACGCCCGCCAUUUACGCCAGACUGCGGGACAAGCUCACCCCCAACAACUGGACCCUGGACCAGUGCAUCCAGACGGGCGUGGACAACCCCGGGCACCCGUUCAUCAAGACCGUGGGCUGCGUGGCGGGCGACGAGGAGAGCUAUGAGGUGUUCGCGGAUCUCUUCGACCCGGUCAUCAAGGACCGCCACAACGGCUACGACCCCAGAACCAUGAUCCACCCCACGGACCUGGACGCCUCCAAGCUGACCGACGGCGUGUUGGACGAGAAGUACGUGCUGUCGUCCCGCGUUCGCACGGGCCGCAGCAUCCGCGGCCUCAGCCUGCCACCCGCCUGCAGCCGUGCGGAGCGCCGCGAGGUGGAGCGCGUGGCCGUGACGGCGCUGGCCGGCCUCAAGGGGGACCUGGCGGGCCGCUACUACAGCCUGGGAGAGAUGAGCGAGAGCGAGCAGCAGCAGCUCAUCGACGACCACUUCCUGUUCGACAAGCCCGUGUCUCCGUUGCUCACCUCGGCCUUCAUGGCCCGAGACUGGCCUGACGCCAGGGGCAUCUGGCACAACAACGAGAAGACCUUCCUGAUCUGGAUCAACGAGGAGGACCACACCAGGGUCAUCUCCAUGGAGAAGGGCGGCAACAUGAAGAGGGUCUUUGAGAGAUUCUGCAGAGGGCUCAAGCAGGUGGAGUGCCUGAUCCGAGAGAGGGGCUGGGAGUUCAUGUGGAACCAGCACCUGGGCUACAUCCUCACGUGCCCGUCCAACCUGGGCACCGGCCUCAGGGCGGGCGUGCACGUGCGCCUCCCCAAACUCAGCAAGGAUCCUCGCUUCUCCAAGAUCUUGGACAACUUGCGCCUGCAGAAGAGGGGCACGGGCGGCGUGGACACGGCCGCCACCGGCGACACUUUCGACAUCUCCAACAACGACCGUCUGGGCAAGUCCGAGGUGGAGCUGGUGCAGCUGGUGGUGGACGGCGUCAACUUCCUGAUCGAAUGCGAGAAGAAGCUGGAGAAGGGCCAGGACAUCAAGGUCCCGCCCCCCAUCGCCACGUUUCGCAAAUAGAACCGUUUUGACGCUUCUACCUCAAAACAAGCAUCAGUAAAAGUACGGCAACGCCAUGCUUCCGCUUCCGCUUCCUGUUUCCUGUUUGCUUUCUGACAGCGGACACAACUUUUUGCGUGAGCGUGAGAACAUGACCUGCAUGCAUGCGCAACUCACUUCCUGGGCCUUGA
This is a messenger RNA of Syngnathoides biaculeatus (alligator pipefish), 1424 nucleotides long. RefSeq names its product creatine kinase, mitochondrial 2a (sarcomeric) (gene ckmt2a). Gene Ontology annotation, cellular component: mitochondrion. The transcript is spliced from 9 exons. The record is from RefSeq and is a predicted model, not a curated record. Gene Ontology annotation, molecular function: creatine kinase activity. The coding region runs from base 1 to 1254 and encodes 417 amino acids. Gene Ontology annotation, biological process: phosphocreatine biosynthetic process. NCBI's taxonomy places the organism in Eukaryota, Metazoa, Chordata, Actinopteri, Syngnathiformes, Syngnathidae.